Molecule: messenger RNA, 431 nt
Organism: Drosophila teissieri
Lineage: Eukaryota; Metazoa; Arthropoda; Insecta; Diptera; Drosophilidae
Gene: Sfp24Bd
Product: kunitz-type serine protease inhibitor homolog beta-bungarotoxin BF B2 chain
Exons: 2
Coding region: 60-395 (111 amino acids)
Molecular function (GO): serine-type endopeptidase inhibitor activity
Source: RefSeq, a predicted model, not a curated record
UUGAGUUGCAAUUUUCAGUCAUUGGUGAGCAGCUGAAAGUAACACUUCGUAACUUCAAAAUGAAGCUACUCCCUUGGUUUCUACUAAUAUGUGUCUUAAGUGAACUUUGCCUUGGGGAAAAAGAACCCAUAUGUAGAUCUGAGCCGAAUGUUGCCGGCGAUUGCAAACAGCAAAUUAAAGGGUAUACCUAUGAAGUCCGAACGAAUAGGUGCAAGAAGUUCAGGGUGAAGGCCUGCAAGGUAACUGGAAACAUUUUCCGCAGCAAGGAUGCGUGCAAUGCGAAGUGCAAGGACUCCAGGAAACCUGAAGAAAACGGAUUGUUUGGAUUCUGGAGUCAAGUCUGGUCGCAGUUUCUGCAGAUGUUUUCAUGCUUUAUGAAUUCCGCUAGAUUUUGAGACUUUUGCUGAUGUACCAAUAAAUUACAUUGAAAA